Molecule: messenger RNA, 342 nt
Organism: Plasmodium fragile
Lineage: Eukaryota; Apicomplexa; Aconoidasida; Haemosporida; Plasmodiidae
Exons: 3
Coding region: 1-342 (113 amino acids)
Source: RefSeq, a predicted model, not a curated record
AUGAAAACCAUCACCGAAAAUUCAGUCCUCACAGAAACGAUUUGCCCAAGUAAAAAUGUGCUCAAGUACGAGGAAAAGGUUUUGGUGAACCGGGGGGAAUCGCUCAUCAAGGUGGACCCGUCUUACUACAUCAAGCAAAAAGUGUUGAACAUUCAAAACCUAAACUACUUGCUAAGCAGCUACUCCACAUUCUUCGAAAACUACAGAACGCUGAGCAUCCUCUCUGUGUUUAAUAUUUUCAUAAUUCUUUUUCUUCUCCUUCUAUACUUAUUAUUUUCCCUCAUAAUAUUUCUACCGAACAGCCAUAGGGCGAAAAGCGCCAUAUUCGAAGUGGCCAAUUAG